Molecule: messenger RNA, 589 nt
Organism: Culicoides brevitarsis
Lineage: Eukaryota; Metazoa; Arthropoda; Insecta; Diptera; Ceratopogonidae
Product: adenosine 5'-monophosphoramidase HINT3-like
Exons: 3
Coding region: 72-521 (149 amino acids)
Molecular function (GO): catalytic activity
Source: RefSeq, a predicted model, not a curated record
CGAAGCCCAAUAUUGAUAAACAAGGAGUGGAAAAAAUCGUGAAAAAAGGAAAAUUCAUCAGGAAAAGCGUCAUGACAACUGUAGAAAAUUGUAUUUUUUGCCAAAUUGCCUCGAAACAAGCUCAGGAAACGACAAUUGAACAUGAAACCGACAAUAUUGUGAUAUUUAAGGAUAUUAGACCAGCAUCCGAUUUCCACUUUUUAGCAGUAACAAAAACGCAUAUACCUGAUCCGAAGCAUCUCACGGUCGACCACAAAGCGUUAAUUGAAGAAAUGCGGGAUUCCUUGAAGCUUGUGAUGGAACGUCAUUCAUCCAAUUUAGUAGAUAGUCUCUUCGGAUUCCACUGGCCGCCUUUUAACUCCGUCAAACAUCUUCACAUGCACGGGAUUCAUCCUGCAAGUACCAUGGGAUUCUUUAAAAGAAUGAUUUUUAAGCCCGAAAGCGUUUGGUUUAAGACAACGGAUUAUGUUCUCGCUAACCUUCCGCCAUCGAACGUUUCUUCCGAAAAUUCAACAAAUUGAAGAAAUUCGACAAUAAAAAUAAAAAUUGGUGAUUGAAAGUGAAUUAAAAUAAAAGUAAAUUUUCAUCU